This is a messenger RNA of Aphis gossypii (cotton aphid), 1801 nucleotides long. It is a transcript of the gene Vkor, whose product is annotated as vitamin K epoxide reductase complex subunit 1-like protein 1. NCBI's taxonomy places the organism in Eukaryota, Metazoa, Arthropoda, Insecta, Hemiptera, Aphididae. Gene Ontology annotation, molecular function: vitamin-K-epoxide reductase (warfarin-sensitive) activity. The transcript has 9 exons. Bases 1163 to 1669 code for a protein of 168 amino acids. The record is from RefSeq and is a predicted model, not a curated record. Gene Ontology annotation, biological process: vitamin K metabolic process; peptidyl-glutamic acid carboxylation.
UUAUACCGGUUAUUGCGAAUAGGACUUAAACAUACGUAUAGGAGAGGGCAACGACGGUCAUAAAGAUGGAACGCGAAUAACGAUCACUAAUUAUACCCAUACACAUAUAUUUUUUGUUUGAACGAAUUAUAUUUAAUGUUGUGGACUGCGAUGCAUCAUGAAACAUACAAUGAUAAGAAUUUGUAGUACACAAAAGCAUUAUUACGAUCAAACGAGAUGUCAGUCAUUUCUUCCCUCAGUCACAUAUAAACAAUCUUUAAUUUUUUUCAACAAACAACUUUCUUGGAUAUAGAUAUCCGAUUAUUGGGUAGUUUAUAAAUUAUAAUGUAUUAGAAAAUUGAAAUGAAAAACGGUUGGAUUUUAUUACGGGAGUUUAAGUUAUUUAAAGCGUUUGAUUAUCGUUGAAAAAUCUAGCACACUGAUUACUUGACUCAUCUGGUCAGAACGACUAUGCACUGGCCACUGAUACAUGAAGUUUCCGACAUCGUGCUCAUGAAAUCAUAUCAUUAUCCGAAAUAUGUCAAUAUAAAAUAGUAUAUAAAUAACUAUUUUUGUUCAUGUGACGUAUGUUAGUACCGUCGACUAUGCAGACUGAAGCAAGAAAUAUAAUAUUACUAAGAUUACUUAGAUUUACUAUGGUGCCUAUGUUAACGAAAACUGUGAUUGCAAGACGUAAAAUGAAAAUGGUUUGUGGAGUACAUCUGUUUAUUAUGUAAAAAGUGAGACGUUUUUCAUAAAUAGUACAAAUAUAAAUAAUAUAAUUCCAUUAAAAAUUCAUCGUGACUAGCCUACUCGUAUAACAGUCUUUGGUGUACAUCUCGGCCAAACUUGCGCGAUGUAUCUUAAAUUAUAAUGUAGGACGAACCACCAAUUUGUAGUCAUCACAGCAAGCAUAAGUAUCAGUCUUUAGUUUAAUUUUUCACAACCCAAGAAAUUAAAAAAAAAAAACAAGCUGAAAUUUUUCGUUAUCUCGGCACGAUCCAAAUAAUAGGACGACCCAGACGCUGGUAAAAUCUAAUAAUUGGUGCAAUACAGUGUAAGUAACGUGCCAUAUAUGUAUUUGCAUAAAAUCAAUUUCACGUAUGACCGAACACAAUAAUAGGUAAUGGUAAGAGGGCUGAGUGAUUAAUGCGCACAAUUGCAGUAACACGCUUGCCGAAACAUGGUCCAGCUUUGUACGAUCAACAGGAUCAUCAAGGCGUACGCGUUGAUCGGCUUUUGCGUGGCCACAUACGCGCUGUACGUGGAAAUCUCGCUGGAAAAUGAUCCGGAUUUCGAGCCGCUGUGUGACCUCAGGAAAUACGUCAAAUGUUCUCCAGCAUUUAUUUCACCAUACGCCAAAGGUUUUGGGAUCGUCAGAUACAUAUUCGGCGAAGAUUCUGCUUUCAACGUGCCAAACGGACUCACUGGAAUGUUAUUCUACAUCCUAUCGUUCAUGUUGAGUUGUUCGGACAAGCAAAAAAUCGUAAACGUCCACUACUACCUAGCGAUCGCUUCCAACAUUUCCACAUUUUACUUGGCUUCCGUGUUGGUGUUCAUCGUUCGGGAAUUGUGCUUGGUUUGCUUAACCACGUACUUCAUAAAUGCCAUCAGUUUACUGUGUGUGUCGUCCAAACGGCGUCAACUUUUGUCGCUAUCUAAACACCAUAAACCUUGCAAAGCCGAUUAAAAUAUAACAUACCUAUAUAUAUAUUGUAUACCUAUAUAUGUAUAAAACAGCGCCACUCUCGUUGUAAAAUAGAAUGUCGUAGAGUAUAUUAUAUUAUAAUAUAUUAUAAAAGUAAUAAGUAUCUAAAAUACG